GGAGUGAAAUCUGAGGGAUCGUCAACACCAGAUGGCGCGGCAACGGCACUGAAGCGGGUGAAGCAUCGGCACGUGUCGUGCAUAGCGUGACAGUGAGGUGGAUAAUAAUAUAACAAUAAUUUGUCAACAAAUGGGUGUUCAAUGUGCGACGAUCGGUGAGAUUCAAAGGAGGCCUUGCCGAUUGUAAUUUGGCGUCCAUAUUUCAUUUGCACGUACAAAUACAGGGGAUGGAGAUUGUCUUUCAGGUUAUGGUGUAUUCACUCUUCGUACGCUUGGCGGGAGAUGCAGCGUACAGUUAAUACAGUAAUAAAAUAUAUAUAUCUAUAUAUAUAUAUAUAUAUAUGUAUCAGGAUCUCUAUAGAUUUUUAGAGAAACAUCGUCGUCGCGCAUUUGUAUUUUUUAACUUUAGUACUCUUAUCAACGAACGCGAUGACGGGAUCUGAUCCUAGUCUCUUGACAUUCGAUCGCGUAUCCAUGCUUGCUCCGAUGCUUUUAAUUCUCGUUACGUGUCUCACAGUCUUCCACAGGUUAAAAGUGAGAUGGCCUGUAAAUGUAAACUGCUGGUUCUGCAACAAUAACUCAAAAAUUUGGAAGGAGGAUUUAAAUUGGUGGUUGUGCUCUUGGUGCGAACAAUACAAUGGCUUCUCCAAGAAUGGUGAUUACAUGUAUAAUAUCCCAGAACAAUAUGCAACAUCAAAUAUGUCUACAAGAUACUGCAGACUAAUCAAACAAAGCAAUUCGCGCAACAUCUCCAUGAAUCACCUCUGUGAAGAUUGCAACAAGCAGGAAAAUCUAAAAUUGUUAGAAUUAUCCAACUUUGAACCAAAAAGUGAGAGACAUUACAAUGCUGAGUUGACAAAGUUCAAGAAAUAUCUAGAGAAGAGAUAUCCGCUGUGCAACAAUUGCAAAUUGACAGUACAGACUGUAUUGAAUAAACAAGCAUUAUGGUUAACUUGUUAUAAAAUGUUAUUCUUCAGACAGAAACCGAUUAAAAUGCUUAUCGGUAAUACGGACAAAAGAAUACGGAGAAAAUUGGAAAUAUUUUCCCGAGUUAUGUCGACAAUCCUGAUUCCAAUUAUUGUAUACAAUCAUGACUCUAUUUGGUUACCGAUUGGCGGUUUAUUUUUUUACUUGUGCGCUUGUUGGGCAAAUUCAAAGAGGAAGAGACUCGACAUAUUAUUGAUAUUUUUAUGGUUUUGUAUUAUUAGUUUUGUUUACAUCAAGAAUUCAACUUUUCAAAAUGUCUGGCUUAUGAUGGACAUUGUGCAUUGCAUGAUACAAGUAUGCGCGUUUAUUACAGGUUUCUUGAGUAUAAAACUUAUUUCAAAUAAAAAUACAUUAAUAGGCUCAGUGGCAUUCAAAAAGCUCAAACUGCAUCCACGAAAUGUUGCACCUCAAUUCACGUUACAGAACCACAGUGAAAGCAAAAAUAACACUUCUAAUGAAAUAAUCAAUGGUGUUGAAUCGUCAGUCUAUGUAACAGGCGAAGUAUCUUCUACUGAAAUCAAAUCGCAUUCAGCAAUAUUGAGACAAAAGCUGUCUACCGUUGCAGACAAUAACAACGAUAAUCAUCUAAACUCUCAGAAUAAUAACAGGCUGCUAGAUGGCUGUUGCUUGAAUCACAGCCUGAGCACCCUCUUCCUAAGCGAAGACACAUCAAGAUAUGGCAAGAAUCCUGCGAAAGCAGCACCAGCAAUCUUCGAGCGAAAAAUAUACAGCACGACGAGCUCCGAGAAUCUGUUCAAGAAGUUCGGAUCCGGGAAUAGAAGAUAUAUCUUGUCGCCGCCGAAACUCAGGUCGGUGACGCAAACUUCGUGGGUGGCCGGGGGUUACUGGCAAGAGGGUCACAUGAUGACCGCAACCCCGCCGACGCUUUCACGAUCGUCCAGUCAGAGCUCCGGCUUCGGGUCGGCCGGUUCCUCCAACUUUGCCCCUUCCCGCGAGCCAUCCGUGCACGAGUUCGAUCGUUGCUCUAUCGUGUCGGAUGCCACCCGAUGGUCGUAUCAUGCAUCACAUGCGAAUCAUUCACCACGAAUCGAAGAACAGGAGAAUUAUGUUCGCGAGGCGAAUGUUGGCAGCCCGAAGGAUUUAACGCCAGCAUUUCCAGAUCAUCGCACUAGGACGACGACGACGACGGCGACGACGACGACGACGACGACGACGACGAUCGUUGCUAGCUCCGGCUGGCUCUCCGCGUUACUUUGCGGCUCGCUGAUUUUGAACAUGAUAGUGCUGUGCGCUACAUUAUUACGUUAACGUGUUGCCGCAUUGUGCCGAGUUGUUGUGUGUUCAUCGUAAUCUUAUGAUUGCUAUAUAGCUAUUAAUGUGAUCGCUAACGCUGAUUUAAUCCUCGAGUGCUUGGUGGAUUCGACUUGAGAGAUAUCUUCUUCUCAUUCCUCUCUUCUUGCCCGUCACGAUUUUUCUCACCUCGCAUAUAGUUUUACACACCAAAUAAAAUUUCAUAAAUUCCAAGAUUCAAUUUCGGGUCUGAUAGAUGACAUACAGGGUUCCACAAAAGUGUAGAAACCCCUUAAUAUUUCGAAAAAUACGCAUUUAAAAAAAAAAAUGUUUCGUAAAAAAGUUAUAGGGUUUUAUAUGGCGCAUUACACAGCGACAUUAUUAUGACCUCUAAUAGUGUUCUCAAGGUUAUGUGGAGAUCAGCUUCAAUUUUUUAAAUGGAACCCUAUAUUUUUUAUUACAUUAUCUUGCAACUUAUCUUGAGAGCUUUUCAAAACACUA
Molecule: messenger RNA, 2739 nt
Organism: Camponotus floridanus (Florida carpenter ant)
Lineage: Eukaryota; Metazoa; Arthropoda; Insecta; Hymenoptera; Formicidae
Exons: 7
Coding region: 430-2256 (608 amino acids)
Biological process (GO): nuclear migration along microtubule
Cellular component (GO): nuclear membrane
Molecular function (GO): actin filament binding; lamin binding
Source: RefSeq, a predicted model, not a curated record